Toxorhynchites rutilus septentrionalis is the source of this 12974-nucleotide messenger RNA. RefSeq lists its product as uncharacterized. Lineage: Eukaryota; Metazoa; Arthropoda; Insecta; Diptera; Culicidae. The transcript is spliced from 3 exons. The record is from RefSeq and is a predicted model, not a curated record. The coding region runs from base 1466 to 6349 and encodes 1627 amino acids. Gene Ontology annotation, molecular function: protein binding.
GUGGAAGGAUGAUGAUGGUGAAUGGGUGAAUGAAGCCGGGACGAAGACGAUGAUUAUCGUGGGUCCCCGAGCGAGUUCUUCAGCGGGAUCGGUUGGAAUGGGAAGUGAGUGGUGAAGUAAAUCUGCAAAAGAAGAGCUGACGCGAAUAAGCAGCAGGAACGCAAGCAAGAACCAAAGAGGAAUAAUGUUUUAAAUUGGGAGCCAUUUUAGUGUUUAUAGAAAGCACAGUUCACAGUUGUUAUUUUUCUCCGCGCUAUCUCGCUUCCUCGUCAGUGUGUGUAGUUUCUGUGUGACCACAACAUGCCAAGAACAGGGAUCAGUAUGCAUUAUAAACUCUUGUGAGUGCGCGGAAUAUGAACUGUUACAAGGUGUUGAAGACUUGUGCCAGAAAGGAAGAACAAAAAAAAUGCAGAUGACCACAAUUGCUGCAGACUUACCUUGGACGCUGCGAAGAACGUGAUUUCGUCCCCGGGCGCGGAAUUUUGGCCGACGGCGUGUUAAUUGGUAAAUCGGUGCGACAACGACUCUCCAAAGUGGCCACAUCGAAAAACAACAUCACUUGGGCAUGAAGUAGAUUGCAGGGCGUUUCCGAAAAGUGAUGAAACUUUGGCCACGAGACUGAUUUCCUAAUCGAGAACAUCACUGCAGACGCGCCGUAAAAUCCACAGAUAAUAUACCACUCACAAAGCGAGGUGCGCGAUCGAGAGCAAGCGUCAUCGUCAUCGAGUAAAGGCGAGCCGAAAUUGGCCCCCAAUACGCUGCGAACACCACCCAUACUGAGCAGCAACAUCAUCACCAACAAAACCGUACAAACGAGUUCGGAAGGAAAAGGAGAUACAAAUAAAUCUCACCACCGCCGACUGCCGACUUAUCGCAAGCAACAACGGCAACAACGGGAGGAAAAAACAGCUAUAGGGUAUUAAAUUCAUUAAGCGGGACCUCCUCUCGACUUUCAUCUCGCUCGCGUGCGCAACUUAUUAAUUUGGUUUUUGGGAGUGUCCCAUUGCCGGGGAGCGAGUGAGUGUUGAGUGCACCCGCGCGGUGGCUCGCUCCUCGCAAAUGAGGUCAGCCGACAUCUUACCGCCCAGUUUCGAGCCCGUCAAAACACAGGCCUCGACAUGAAGCGGCGGCCGCCCCCUAAAGUGCUUCGCCAACAACGCCAUCACCACCAUCAGCAGUCACGAUCGUCCCGAGUCAAUGAAGCGCCGCACGAUCGUGCCAUAAUGAGCAGCGGCAGCAGCAGCAGCUGAAGGGACACACCGAAGAGAACGACGGAGUUUUCUUCACUAUCUGUGAUUAUUACCACAUUCCAACACCUCGCGGUUCAUACUAAUACAAAACAAAACAAAAAAAAACACGGGAACGAUAAAGGAGAGAAAGGCAUUUUAAGGUUUAAGGUUUUUAGGGCAGAUUAAGGUAAAGAUAGAGAUAAACACUACACUACACUAGAAACACAGCAAAAAAAAUGUCACAGGGAAAUUACGUUAGCAAGUAUGCGGGUGAGUUCUGCAAGUUGGUCGUCGAGGGGGACCUCGCCAAAAUCAAGUCCAAGUUCAAAGACUUUGUCCUCGACUACCAAACGCCGGAAGAUCUCAACACUCCGCUGCAUCUGUCGAUCAUUGCGCAACAGAACCGGAACGAGAUCAUACAGUUCCUGAUCGAGUCCGGUGCGGAUUGUGACUUGCGCAAUUCGAUGAACCUUACCGCGUCCGAGUUGGCGAUCAAUCUGAACUUUCUCGAUGUGACCAAAUUUAUGCUGGCCAUCGAGUUUCGCAAUCUUUCCGACUACAGGUGCUUCUAUCGGUUGAUCAGACGCGGGUCGGUCCCGCUGUUGCAGCUGUUUCUGGAGCUGAAAAGCUUCGACGUUCAUCAGCAGAUCCACUUUGUGUCCAGUGUGUGGCAUGAACUGUACGUUAAGAACGUUCAGAUCUCGAAGAACAUGGAGAACUUCCUCGAGUACCAGCUGCUCAACUACAGCUAUGCAUAUCAUCAUCCACCGAGCCAGAAACCGGACCGGCUGAAGUUCGACAAGGAGCACGAGAAUCGGAUCGAUCUGAUCGUGGAGUACACGCGGUACCUAACCAGCCAGUAUGCCACCGACAAUCUAAACGACUUCGACGACAAGUUCCUGCUGGCGGUCAAGAUCAUCUACGACAAUCUGUUCUUCAUCAAGGACAAACACGAGUUCGCCCAUCUGCCGAUGGUUGAGAUGGAACGAUGUCUGGCGAUUUUCCUGGCCAUCUUCAAGAAGAGUCCCGAGUACGAGAUCUACAAGUUGAUCAUCAACAAGAGGCAGCUGUUGGUGUUCCUGGCGGCGAUCUGUGAUGAGCUGGACAAAAUUAAGAAGGAUCUGCUGGAUAAGGAGAACCGUAGCCAGCAGAAGUGGACGAACGAUUUGUUGCUGCAUCUGAUAAACUGCAUACGGGACGCUGCCCCUGCGAAGUCCACUAAAGCGAUCAACGCACUGUGGAAGAAGAAAUGCCCCCUGAAGAAGAAACUCAUCUACUACGUUAAAUCGCGGCUCAAAAACAACACGGAGCUGAGUUCCAUCCAGGCCCGGAUGGUUAACAACUUGUCGAAGAAUGAGUUGGAGGAGAUUCGGGGUGAGUUGAAGGCGAAGGAGUUCCUGAACCUAACGCGAACCAUUGCCCGAAAGAACUUUGUGAUUUUCAAACGACUGAAGAAAACCUCCGAUCAUCUGGCGCAGUUGUACGCCAUCAAGAAGAUCCUCCGCUACUUGGAUGGUAUCGCACGGGUGCAGCUGCCCCAGUAUCAGGUUUCGGGAGUGCUGGCCAUCAAACGGACCCUGCAGGUCCUGGCGGAUACCGUCAGCAGUACAAAAUACAGUCCCCGCAUUCGGCGCAAGCUGGACUACGUGGUGCACAAAAUUCUCCCGCUCAAUUUGGACCUGGAACUGGCCGAUUACUACACGCCGAACGUCACCCUGUACAAACUGUGUUCGGACAAGCUCGAGAACCGGUUGAUGCCGUUCGCCGAGGUGCAGUGCAGUCUGAAAUCCGUGCGGCGUUACUUCGCCUGCAUCUUCGAUCUCAAGAUCCUGGAGGCGUACAAAUGCUACCUGGGAAGCGUGUACCAGUUGAAGGAUCGCGCCCAGGUGCGAUCGUACAAUCAGUACGUGGGGGAGGCGAACCGGUUGUACUUCGAGAACCACACCCUAGACGAUGUGUACUUUGAGCUGGAGGACUGUAUACGGGUGGUGGAGGAGUUGCAGGAGACGUUCGUCCAGCAGCACGAUGAUAAGAUCAGCGAUCUGCUCCGGUGCAUCCACAAGUCACUCGGGCAUCGGUACGAGACGCUGCUGAGGGAGGGCAAAGGGCUUUUUGGGGCAAUCAGUUCCAACUUCAACACCAGCAUGCUGUUGGGGACGGCGAAUCAGGACAUAGUGAAGAUUAAGCGGAUAGUUCGGUCGUUUCUGGACGAGCAGCACCCAAAGUACGACAUCAGCACCGACAGUCAGCUGGUGAGCGUGAGUUUUGUCCUCCAGGAGCUGCUCCAUCUGUUCACGAACUAUCUCUACCAGUACCAGAUGGACGAACGGGUCUCCAAGAGCUUCCUCACCAUGGUUUACGUGCUCAACGUUGAGCGGUACUUCGCGAUCGACCAUCUGCUACCGCUGCGCGGUAAACCGUACGACAGUCUCAUCCACCAGAACUACACGAACGAAAUCCUGAAGAAGUUCAACCUCCAGAAUCUCAGCUCGAUCGAGUUCGCGGUGCUGCACGAGCAGCUUGCGAUCAACUACUACGACAACUGUUUCAAUCUGGACAAGAAGUACGCCGUGAUGACGAUGUUCAUGAAGACGACGAACCGGGCGAUCAACGACGCGAUCAUGAAGCGCAACAAGCGCAUGGAUCGGGAGGAGUUUCAGUCCUACCUGGAGAGCAAACUGAAGCUGAUCGGGCAGUUUCUGCCAUGCAGUGAUUUCAACGAGGUCACCCAGUUCAUCAGUGAUGCGGCUCCGCACGUGGAGUUCGCUCUCGAGUGCUGUUUGCUGGAAAUUUGCGAGAUCCUAACCGAUUUGAACGUGUUUCAGGACAACUCGUACGUGCUGAAGCUGCAGUCGUCGAUCAUUAGUGGGCGCAAUCUGCGCGAGUACUUGUUGCAUGAUCCGCUGGCAUACGAUAUGCUCACGUUGACGCACAGCACCAAGGUGAAGGUGUUCCUGAACGGGUUGGUUUUCAAGAGCAACGACUUCAAGCUGUAUCAGCCGCCCACCAACCUGAAGGUGAAUGUCAGCGAUCUGGCCACGAUCAAUGAUAACCUGGUGAACAGCUACAAGAUGAAGUGGAGCUGGGUGGAGCAGCAGGAACGACUGUUCAAAUCGGUGGAGAACAUCGAUCUGAAGCUGCUGCAGGCCCUCACACCGGACUAUGCCGAUGUGCGGGGGAUGCGGCUGGGGGCGCUGCAGGAGGAAGCCCCGAUCGCGGAGUACGAGAUCAUCGAUUACACCAUCAAGAACAACUUGCGGACGAUGACGGACUUCCUGGCGGAGGAUGUGCAAGCGAUUUCGUUCGAGAAGCAACAAUUUUUCCAGUACCUGCUGGUGCGUAGUUUCGGGUCGCUGUUUGUGGACGCCCACAUCAGCCUGACAGGGCAGUACGAUCGGCAGGCGGCGAUCCUGUAUAUGGCGCUGUACUUUCGAGCUUACGAGAUUUUUCUGGACAAUGUGCGGAAGUUUGAGCUGAGCAUCAACCUGUCGAAAAUCGCCAAGUACAUCAACCAUGAGUUUAUCGACAAGAUUGCCAAGCAGAUGAAGGAUAUCAGCUGGAACUGUCAGGAUGAGAACGGGGUGACGGUGCUGGAUCAAUGCAUCCAGAAGGGGGACGUGCAGGCGGUCAAGAAGUUGCUGAAACUCAACGUGGAUGUCAAUCAGUGUAGCGGGGAUAGCUCCACGGGGUUGCACAGGGCUUGUAGUCUCGGGUUGAACGACAUCGUGCGGUUGUUGGUGAAGCAGAACGUGCAGAUCAACGCCAUCAACGAGCAGGACUACCUCCCGUUGACGUACGCCAUCCAGUACCAUGAGAAUGAGCUGAUUCCGAUGCUGGUUAGUGAUGAGAUCGAUGUUAACUCGGAGAGGUUGGGUCUCGUGAGGAGGUCUGUAAAACACGGCAAUUUGGAAGCGCUAAAAUUUUUGUUGGACAUCCGUCAGGUCAGUUUAACUGCUCGGAUGGAUCAGGAAGACAACAGCUUGAUUCACAUGUGUGCGAUCUACGAUCGGGAUGAGAUUUUGAGGUUCUUGAUCGCCAACUACUUCCGGUAUGUUCAGGAGCAUUUGAACGAGCAGAACUGCCACUCCAAAACAGCACUCCAUAUAGCUGUAAGCACGGAACGGUACCGGAUCGUGGAGCUGUUGCUCCAGCAAAAGGCCUCCGUCACGGCGGUGGAUCAGUGUGGGCUGAACGCCGUGGAAUGGGCCCUCGAGCGAAACAGCGUCAAACUACUCAAGUUGUUCGUGAAGUAUGGCUUCUCCCAGCAAAAGAGUUUGAUCCCGCAGCUGCCUUUGGCGCUUGUCAUCGAGAAAAAGAACAUCCGUAUGCUCAAGCUGCUGAACCGGAUCGGGUAUAGUCUCCUGACGGAGCAGCUAUGUCUGAUCAAGGCAGUUUACGCACAAUCCGUUGAACUGGUAAAAUUCCUGGUUGAGAGCAACAAAAUUUAUCUCAGCUACAAAGAUCCGUACGACAGCACCGCCCUGCAUGUGGCGAUCGCGAUCGGAUGCAACGAGAUCGCUGCCUUUCUGAUCGAAAGUGGUUCGGAGAUCAACGCGAUCACCAAGUUCGGUGAUACACCGCUGCAUGUGGCAGCCAAGCAUUGUAACAUAAUCGCCGCUCGAAUGCUCAUCCUGAAGUACGCAGCAAUUGACGAGAGGAACUCCAGCGGACUGACCCCGCUGAUGCAGGCGAUGUAUUCGCGCAAUCUGGACAUCAUGAAGCUGCUGAUUGGCGCCGGAGCGAACAUCGAGCUGCUCAAGAUCCACCUGGCCGAGAUCGAGCAGAUGUCGAAGAUACCGACGAUUCACAUGUUUGCGGACAACUACGGUCUGCUGGAGUUCAUGAUCCUUCAGCUGCAGUACGACCCGAACGUUCGGGACGGACGCAAUCAGCAAAAUAUUCUGCACAAAGCCUGCUACAGCAACAAUCUGCAGAUCGUGCAAUUCUUGGUGGACUGGUGCCGCGUGCAAGUCGAACAACAGGACUCCAACAGCCGGACCCCGCUGUCGAUAGCGAACGAGUGCAAGAACUUCGAUGUGGCGGAAUUUCUGCGGGGUAAGAAGCGGAAGAAAUCCCAAAUUACGCCCCAGCGAUACUUCGAUCCCUCGGGGAUGAUGUGAGGAAUGUUACCAGUAUUCAGUUUCCCAGUGAGUUAUCCCUUUUAGAAGCUAGUUUCAGACCCAAGCUGAUGACCUCCGCACACUGGAGAAGACAUCCUCCCCGCGCACUGAGAAGCUUAAAAUUUUAAAACAAUAUAAAUAUGCAAUGGAUAGUGUCUCGAGCCGGACACAUCCUUCGGUUGAUCAGCACCGUGUGCUGCCCCGAGGAUCCUCCGAGCUCACCGGGCUUCCUCAGUUUGCCGCACGUAUGUGCGGAAGUCAUCAACCCGGCUGAAACCAGCGAAACCGACACUGACCCGGCAGUCGUCAGGGUUCCGCGUGCCCUUCUGGAGCUAGAUUCGCUCGAUUUUGACUGAAAGUUCCUCCUUUUCGCAAGGUUACCACAGCGCGUCGAACGGAUUCGGCCGCCUUCGGGGUUUUUCUACGAGGCAAGUCCGCUGCUCCCCACACCAAAACACAGUGAUGGAUGGAUGGAACAGACCAGCCUCCGGAAAAGCCCUCAUUUAGAAAUAUUUUACACACACACUUUUUCCAGCGGGAAUCCAACGCAAUCGCUCUGUUGCAGUCUUGCCCCACAUAGCAUUACUAUAAAACUCGAGCCGAAUCUGCUCCAGAAAGGAGGCACCCCGUGCGGACGCCCUCGGCUUGCCUCGGGGCGCGCGGUUGUGUCCCGUUCUUUUCCUCCUAUUUCCUCCAACCCAACAACUAUCUUGCGAUGGCAAACCUCCGUUCUAGUCAGAGUGUGGGAAUACGUACGUGUGUUCGUGUGCCAUUUCGCCAUGAAUGUUUUUUUCUUCUCGGGUCCCGGCACAACAAACGGAAGCUCAGCCAUUCCAUGCCAAAGCGAUAUAGUUGCUCUCAGAUUUACGUGAAAAUUGGUAGUUUUGUUCCUUAUCGCAAAAUGUUCGACCCGUAUUUUUUAUUAAUUUAUCAUUAGAGUGCCCAUAUCCAUUUAAGGGUGUCACAAAAAAAAUAACUUCUUCCCAAAAACAAAAAUAACUUUUGAACUACUGGGCCGAUUUAGAUUAUUCAGAUGAUCGACAAGGAAAUUCCCAAGGAGCUAGACUGUAGCGUGGUUACAUUAUCAAUACUCAUUAUAUUUCCUAAUCCUAGGCUAUCAUGUUAUACACUGAGAAUCAAUUUCGAUGACCUAGGACCACGUCUUUCAAUAAUGGUUUCUAUUCAGAAAACAGGACACGUUUUCUUCAAACAACGAUCGUUUGAAAAUUCUUCCGUUCACAUAUUUUGAUAGUUCUAGACAUAAUAUCAAACGUAAAAGGACGUACGUCAAAUUUAUUCGUAACGAAGAACAUAAUCUAUUACAAAAAUUUCGAUGCAUUCAAAAAUAAUAUUCUAAGUGGUAAACAAGUGGAUUACAUAAUGUAAUUGCGUAGUUCUACGUCGAAAAUAUGCGGUCGUGUCCUAGUUACAACCCCUUGUAAUUUUUUUUUAAAUCUCUAGUACGAAACGUCUAAGUCUUCGGAAUAUGCCUCAGUGCCGCUCUGCAGAAUGCCCAUCGGGCUCAGUAGUGUGGUAAUGGAUUCACGUUUCAUCCAAUGCCACAAAACGUCGAAAAAAUUUCAACGCGUUUACGCUUCAACAACGCCAAACCGGCUGAUGAAUCAUCAACGCGCCGCUGUUUUUGAUCGACGGUCAGCAAACGCGGCACCCAUCGUGCGGAUUGCAUUUUUCAUGCCUAAAAUGUAUCCGACUCGUUCUUUUGAAAUGCCUACGGCCUCAGCUAACUCGCGUAACUUCACUUUACGAUCGUUCAAAACAUCGUAAAUCGAUGCACUUGUUUUUGUGAUUUCCGGAUUCAUAGCCUCUUUUGGCCUUCCAGAGCGAGGUGCAUCUGCGGUGCUUGUACGGCCCAUUUUAAAUUCGCUAAACCAACGAUAUUGUUUUCGAAGAAGCAGAAGUGGGAAAACAUUCCGUUAAUCUCUGCAUUGGUUGUUCAGGAGUUUUUCUCAUCAGAAAACAAUGUUUGAUCAAAAUCCGAUAUUCUUCUUUUUCCAUUUUCUAUACGAAUGCUCAGGUAGCGACACUUAAACAAGUGUAGUUUGUGAACAAAUAAACGAAAUGUCAUGAAACAUAAUCUAGUGACAGGUCAACCUCUCGAAGUGAAUCUUGUUCAUUUUUAGUGGUGCCUUCUGUUGAAAAAUCCUGAGACUUUUCAGCCCAUGUAGUACCGGAACGCGUUAACCAGAUUAUUUAGUACCAGAACACGCGGCGGUCAAGUUGAUAGUGUUUAUACUUCUAUCAAGGCUGCAUCCGUAUAGUGAAUCACGGUAAUAUGAUAGCCAAGCUUGACCGUUCAGGUACAUCUUCGAGACUGUGCGAGUGGUUGAAAUCAUAUUUAAUUGAUCGUCAAUUGUUCGUGAGAAUAGAAUCAGCCAUAUCUGCACCAUUCUUUUCCCGAUAUGGUGUGCCCCAGGGAAACAAUUUGGGAUGUGUACUAAACCAUUUUGUUGUAAGUGUGUUUAAAUGUUGUAUCAUAUCCUUCCGAAGAAACAAAAAUUGUAUCGUGUAUAACUUUAGUAUUAAUGACACCGAGUUGAAUAGAGUUAAUAAUGUUAUUAACUAAGGUGUGAAACUGGAUCAUCAGCUCUCUUUCAAAUGCACCACUCACUGAUAGUGGAUCGAGCGAAUCGACAGCUUGGAUUUAUCUUCAAGAUAGCAACCGAAUCUGAUGUCCACGUUCUUUGUACUGUUCAUUAGUAAGAUCCAUUCUUAAAUUUUCUUCUGAUGUCUGGUCACCAUAUGAUGCGGUAUGGAUUUCACGAAUCGAAACAGUGCAGCGCAAAUUCGUGAAGUGUGCCUUGCGAAGCAUACCGUGGUUCGUUCCACUGCGGCUCCCGCCUCACGAACAUCGUUGUGCCCUAUUCGGUAUUGAAUCUCCGGUAGAUCGACUAAAUCGCAAUCAAGCUGUUCUUGGUGCCAAGAUUCUGCAGAAUGUUGACAGUCAUGCACUGCUACGUCAACUGAAUAUCUACGCACCCGAACGAGUGCUUCGAUCCAGACAAUUGCUGUACCAACCAUCGAGACGAACACUAUAUGGAUUUCAACAAUCCCAUCGUUUCGAUAUAUCGCAGAUUGCAAGAAAAGUACGUUUUGUUCUACUUCAGUAUAUCAACAGAAGCUUUAUGGAAUCGACGGCGAAACCGUCAAGAUUGGCUAUAGUUUGCGAAACAGAAAUUUUAUCUAGUUUACCUGACCUUGAUGUCAGCUGAAUUAUAAAUACAUACAAAUACAUUGCCAUUUCCUAUUUCGUUAAUGUUCAAAAUUACAGAUAAUUGAAAGAAUUCUUAUUUUCCAAUACGCGUCGUAUCAUAACGAUGUGGAUAGAGAAAAUAUUGCAAUUUAAACUCCGCCUGUUUUCAAAUUAUUGAGUAUAACCAAUCAAUGUUUUGUUUCUCAGCAUGAAGGCCACAUAAAGUCCAGAAAAAAUCAUUUUCCAUCUUGUGUCAUUAUGGAAUCAUUUAAUGAAAUAAAUUAAUUGAAAAAUUAUAAGUAAAAAUUCAAUAAUUGGUAUCUGUCGAUCUGUUGACAACGAUCCCAUGAAAACCAACCGUUCCAAAAGUCUGUCAAAUGUCGAAAUCGAAUCUUGGUUUAGCACUAGUUCUAGAAAACAACAUUCCGGCUGGAACUGAUAGCACCAUCUACUUCGGUGAUCGUAUGUGCCACUGGGUACAUUACCUCGCGCCCGUUAGUUGUUGCCGCUAGUUCUGGUACUGUCUACAAUUAAUCUAGAAAGUCGUGUGCACCAGUAGUCAGAUAAUGUUAAAGCCAUGAUCAAAACAUAAGUGCAUGACCCUAUCACUCACUGACAAAUCCUGGAAAGGCCUAUUUACUAUGGAACUCGCUGUAACGCAUAAUCCGCACCGCGGAUUUCACUAACCUACUGAAUCAUCUACAGUAAUCGUUCGCUAACUGGUCGUGGUUUAACUGGUCUGCUGUUUAACUGGGCGAACGUUAACUGGUUUUUGGACCAGUUAAAAAGCAGAAUUUCGUAAACAAUCGACGCCAUAUUCAAAUGGAAGAUUUGCUGUGAGGGGCAUUCGAAUGUAAUUUUAAAUGUUAUGAAAAUUGACAUUAAUUCGCACGACAAAAACAUUGAUUAAACUACAGAAAAAUAAUUUUCUCAAAUCAUAUGUCAUACCUGUUGUUGCACUCAAUGCGAAACUUCCAUUGGAAUCCUUUUGUUUAUCCAAUUACAGGAACAAUACGAAUCAAACAAUUCAUUGAAGUUUCCCUCGAUUUUAUUUGACGUUUAACAUGCCGGACCAGUUAAAACGCGAAUGUCGAUAAGUGGUCUUCCCUUUUCGCCCAGUUAGUGAAUGUUUACUGUAUAUCACUCUUAUUCCUGCACAUUGACUGGAUAUCUAAUUCGUUGUAUCAAGAAUUAUUGCACACAACUUUGUGUUGCAGGCAACAUUUACGGAAACCAAGCUGAGAGAAAGAAUGCAUAAUAAAUGAAUUAAGUUCGCAUUCGCUCGCGAAAUAUACUCCUUUCAUACGUUAAAUAGUUUGCUUGUUUUGCAAUUUUAACUGUUGAUAUCUCAGGCAAAAAAAGCUGGAUAAAUUUAUCGUUUAAUGGUAUAUAUUAUAACAUAUAUCAUUGAAACGAUUCUGCGUAAUAUGCAUUUGAAAUCUCUUAAUGUUUCGUUACAUUUUUCGUGCAGGAAACCCUCCCCCCCCCCCUCCUAUAUAGAAAUCAAAGACGUAGUCCUACGUCAAAACAUCAUCAUCAUUCAAGUCACACUCUCGUUCAAGCUAGCAGACUAUAGUCUACAGUUUUUUUUAUAAUAAUAGUUUUCGGAACACUCCAAAAUGAAAAUAGUCACCCCAAUGAAAAUUUAACGAAAACCUGAAAACCAUUAUAUCGGUUUGGCAUGGAAUGGCUGAAUUAACCAAUGAUUCUGGAGGGUCAUUCUUGAGAAACCAUAAGAGUACAAGCAAACGUUUGCCAAAUUUUCCUCCACAUUCCAAAAUUUCUGUUCUGUUCCUCUCCCUCUCUAAUUUGGUAAUCUCAACUAUCUUUAACAAACAUCGCGGAUGCUGGUAAGGUCCUCAAAGAGACGGCUGCCAACUGGCAGCAGUGAAGCACACUCACCUAACAAUCUAUACGAAAUUAAGCAAAAAAAAGAGUGACGAAAAGUGUUUAUAUACAUAUAUCAAUGUAAUAAGAAUAUAUCUCGCGAGAAGUCUAGUUUUUUUUUUCUAGAAGAUAGACUACAAGUAGAAUAGUUUUCAUCGUGAUUUAUCGUGUAAAAGUGUGUGAUUUUGCGCAUCAUUAACAACGCGAACGCGUAGAGAAUCAGUUUUAAUAGAUACAGAAAAUGUAUGAGAAUCUAUAUAGGGGAAAGCAACUCUAUCUUUCUUUCACUUACUCGUAGGGAUCCUAACCAUAAGAAAUUUAUUUUUCUUUAGCACAUAAGUAUAAAAAACAACUACACGUAAGAUAACAUAAAAAAGAAAAGAAACAACACAUUUUAUCGUACCUUUAAGUAACGAAACCUCGCAUACACUUUGGCCCGGGCGUUCGCAGCCGGCGAACUCGGUCAAGUUUGGUUCCCCGAGAGUGAAACCCCCAAACAUCAACAACAACAAAAACACAGUCAGAUAGCUGAAUAAACCUCGCAUAUGGUGCACAAAAAUCGGUUAGCGUUCCAAAGCGGAACCCGAAGCGCCGUCUGUGAAUGGACCCCGGGCGAAGUAAACUAUGAAAUAUAAAUUAUUUAUUAGGUAGACACUUGUUAUGCAUGCACCAAAUUUAAUAUAAUAUAUUAAAUUUAAAUGCAUCACACAGUAUAAUGUCGUAAAACAGGACAGAAAUAGCGGAGAGGCAUCAGACAUCAUGCGCUAAGCAGCAUUCACAAAUCAGCAGAAAAUCAGAAUCCUCAGCAUAGAGCAAACAAUCAAUCAAGCAACAAAUAAACUAACUAACGAUAUCAAAACAGAAAAAACUUGCAAAAGAAUCAAAUAAUCAAAAAGAGUCAUGUUACGGCGCGGGUCUGUCCCGGUUCCGGUCGGUCAAUGCUAGGUGAAAACGCCAACUCUAGAAAUUAUGAAACACACAAACGUAAACACUUACUCUAUAUACAGCUAACAGUCAUGCAGGUGUCUCUGUUUAAUGUCUAACGUUUAAAACAGAAAUUAUAUGAAAAAAGAGAAAAAGUAACACUAUUUUCGCCCAGCAAUUGGGUCGGAGCUGUUUGCGACACACUUCGAAACUCGCCAAAUGAAGUAGAACGACACUGCCUUAUGGGCGAGUGCGCGAAGUUUCUCCAGUUUCUCCGUCGCAAGCUGAAAGAUUUUUAUUUUAUUUUUUUAACCGGAAGCGAAACGCACAAAUGCAUUCCAAAAUCUUCGCCUCCCGCUUUUCUCCCAUCAAGAAAAAAAACAGCUCUAAGAGAGCUUUGGUUCUUUCCUAACGAACAUUCCACAGCUCUACAAUUCUUAAGAUGUAUAUUCACUAACGAAAAGCGUGCAAAAGUAUACGUUCCCCAACAGGACAACAGCAAAGACACAGGCACAAUUUUCACCUGAAAAAUAGAUUUAUUUUGCAAUAAAAACAGUGUUCGACGCAUUUUUUGUUGAAUAAACUUGAUCGAAAUUUGGAACA